AUGGAUAGGGAGAAGUUUCAGCAGAAGGCUCUGAAGUAAACUAAGCAGAAGAAAUCCAAGUCGGCUGAAUUUCUGAUGGUUAAAGAAGACAGAGAAGCUGUGGAAGGCAUUGGAGACCCAGCUUUUAACGUGAGCAGUCCAGACCUCUCAGCAUAUCAGAUUUCAGGAAAUAAAGUUAUUAGACAUGACAUGCCGGAUCGCACCCUCGCAGUUCCCCAGCAAAAAUGCAGGCUGCCAGCCUCUGCUGAACCAAAAGGAAAUGAAUACAGCAGAAAUUACUUUGACCCACUGAUGGAUGAGGAAAUAAACCCAAGGCAGUGUGGGAUGGAGGUCAGCAAAGAGGGAAGACAGAGUAGCCAGGCCCGCCUCCUCCGAGAAGUAGCUCCUGAACCUAAGGAAGCAGCAGGACCUGGCUGCAAGAAGCGCAUCGUGGCUAAUUGUGCGGUUUUUACCCACUUCCUGCAUAAUUCAGGAAACCUGCCUUGUCUUUAUAUUGAGCAGGCUCAGCCACCUCAGCCUCUUCAAAUACAGAUGAAAUGCCUACAGGGCCUCAAGAACAAGGGUCCCCGAGGCUCCCGCCUCCUCCACACAGUGUCCCUGCUUGGUCAACUGGGCGGCUGUGUCUUGCACUGGUGGCAAAUGGAACAGCUGAAGACCAGAACACAUCCAUUGAGGCACGAUGAAAACUUUUAUGACAUGGGGCUCUGUUUCCAUGAAAGCCUUUAUAUGGUCCUUCUUAAGAAAGAUGUGAAACAUGGCAUGGCUUUCCUGUUUGAACUCUGUCUCCUUUGUGGGAAAUUUGCUUAUCUUGACUUAGUUGUAGGCUGAGCAGCCUUCCCUUUGUGUGAUAACAACUUUGAUAUAGUGGAGGGAAAAUUCAAGUGUCCCUUCCUUUGAGGACAUUAUCACCAGAAACUUGACAUCUUCAAAAAAACUGAAGAUUUGAUUUACCUGAACUUGGACCAUUGGCUGUACAAUCUCUUUCUUCAGGCGGCUAAACUUCCUCUGCAUUUGGAUGAUCAAAAAACCUAUGAAAGACACAAUCAGCUUCUCCCUGAAUUUCCGGUUUGUUUAAUUCCUGAAGCAGAGAAAAAUCAUGUGGAUAAUACAGCUGACCUUUCAGAGAAAGGAGAAAGCCCAUCUGAUCAUUCCAUGAAGGAAAAACCAACUUUUUGGAGAACUGGAGAAAUUGAAGAUUAUUCAGAGGAUAUAUCUUAUUUGGGGGAACUGGAGAAACACAGAUUUUCAGUUUGCUGUCCUUCAGCUGCUGAUAGUACAAGAUCUGGAGAAUUCUCCAAGCAUCUCCAUUUUGCACUGGAAUUAGUGUUUUUGGAACUUCAAUUAGCGCAAUGGCAAAGCCAGGGCUCCUGGUACACUAUCCUGCUGAUGGCCUCUCCCUGGUUCCUGAGGCUCUCCCUGCAUUACCUCAGCCAGCGGCUUUUCCUCCAGGCCAUUUCAACUCCUGUUACAAAGGGAGUAUUGCGUUUUUCCCUCCUCACCGUGGAGCUUUGCUCCCCAGCAUCUUCACUUCACGCCGGAGAAGAGUUGUUUGUGGCUGUGGGGGGACCUUUCGCGCUGCAUGUGGUGAAACUUCCUUUGCUUCUGAUCAGGUGGGUCUAUGAGCUACUGUUUGCCUGUCCUGAUGUCUUGUCAAAAUUAAUCAUUACCAUGGGCCUUUGGACAGUUCUGGACCCACUGGCAGUGUUCAUAGUGGAUGUUGUCCUGAGGUGGCUUACACAUAAAUGGGAGAUUCCCGUAGCUGAUGCAGCAAAGCUAUACUGGUUGUUUGAAAGAACCAAGCAAUCAGGAAUUCUCGGUGUAAAGCUCACAGUGCUUCUUUACACCCUCUUGUUCAUUAUUUCUUCUUUGAUUUUACAUUUGUAUUGUCUCAGAUUGCACAAUGAAUCUUGGAUAUUAGAUGCAUAUCAGCGCAUCCACAGUGAAGAAAACAAGUUUUUUAUACUGUAUGAUUUGGAGAUUUCCAAUCAGGAGCUAAGUUAUGUACUGAAAAGUUCUGCACAAUGGAGAGGAAUCGAUGGUGAAAGAAGGAAGGUGGCAGUGUAUGAUUGUAUGUGGAGAAACCAUGGCGUCAAGUCCGGCAUCUCCAGCUGUGACCUACAACAGCACAAUGGAAUUUCUGUGUCUGCACUUGGUCCAGAAGAUAGUAUUCCUCAUGUAUCUGUAUACACAGUUUAUCCCACUGGGUUCCAAGAGCUAUACUGCCAUUUUCUCAGAUUCCCCAGCGGUGCCACUGUUGAGGUGUUUGGUGGUAUCAGUGGCUUAAGGUUUGUCCCCAGUGAAGUGGUCACAGCUGUUCAGAAGCAUACAAGUGAAAUGGAUGGUACACUAGGAGACUCUGAGAUUAAAUCAAAGGAAAUGAGAAGAAUCCAUUAA
Molecule: messenger RNA, 2394 nt
Organism: Manis javanica (Malayan pangolin)
Lineage: Eukaryota; Metazoa; Chordata; Mammalia; Pholidota; Manidae
Source: RefSeq, a predicted model, not a curated record